GUGAGUGGACAACCCAAACACGGACGGUUAGCAGACAACAUCAAACAACGGCGGCCUGACAGCCAUUUAAAUUAACUAAUUAUCGUUAGCGCGAACAAUGUGACCAAGAGAGAAGGACACCUUGGUGGGGGACUGUCAGAAACACAUGACAACCAACUUUGGUUGUUGUGAGAGGCGCACCAUGGCAUCUCAGCCGAGUGAAGAAAGGAACCGUCUUCGCCUCCGUGCAUGGGAACAGAGGAACCAAGAAACAAGCGAAGCCAAAGAACUCAACCCUGAGAAUGUUCCACUCUUUGGGGAGCCAUACAAGACAAACAAAGGGGAUGAGCUUUCCAAUCGAAUCCAGAGGAUGCUGGGCAGUUAUGAAGAUGUGAAUAAUCCGUAUCCCUUUGCCGUGGAGCCUUUACCCAUUCCUUCUUAUGUAACCUUUUCACAGUCAGAUCAGGGACAGCCAAACACAGAUAAACCAACCAAACCUUCAUUCCAAAACCAGGUCCAUUACAUGCCCACUGAAAAUCAGAAAGCUCCCUCUGUUAACGGUUACUCCUCUCAGCCCACGAGGACGUCCACUGCCACUUCUUCUCCUAACCACCGUGGACAUUCAGCAACUUUCUCAAAUGGGUCUUUGAACCACAGUCAGCUCAGCCACUCAGCAAAGAAGAGUGAAGCCCACUCAGAUCUCAGGGAGCGUGUCAGCCUUCCCCAGGAAAUGUCUUCUCAGUCUUCUGAUAUUAAACCGCCACCCUUCCCACAUUCCAGUGACCAUGAUAAUACUGACAUGGACACUAAGGACACCUUUGAUAGAUGUCAGCAUCAAGGGUCCACGGAUCAUCCCUCAGAGUCUGCCAGCAUUACGGAUGUUUCCACACUUAACCUUAAACAGUCCCCCAAAGAUGCAUCUCUGCCUCACACUAACAAGGGCAACACACUACCUUCCCAAACCUUCCCUUCUCUCCUGUCGUCAAAGCAGCCCAGUGUAGUCAUGAUCCAGAAGCCAACAGCGUAUGUGCGGCCCAUGGAUGGUCAGGACCAGGUGGUCAGCGAGUCACCUGAGCUGAAGCCUUCACCAGAGCCAUAUGCAUCUCUACCAGAGUUAAUCAACAAAUCUGAGCUGGGCAAAACGAAGAUACUGCCACAAUUUUUGGAGACAAGGACAAAUGAAGUUCAGUGUGUUGAAGACAUCUUGAGGGAAAUGACCCGUUCGUGCCCACCCCUCCUGACAGCUAUACACACACCUAGCACAGAAGAACCCUCCAAGUCCCCGUUUCCAGCCAAGGAAGCAGAGCAUGUCUCCUCAUGUCCAGGAAAAAAAAAUUAUGAGUCCCCUCCUGCCAAUCCAUCCCAGCUAAUCCAGCAGAGCUCCUCAUCUAGUUCAUUUGAAGCAACACAUUCCAGAGGGGUAGAGUCCACCAGCUCCAGUGACUCAGAGAGUAGUUCAAGAUCAGAGUCAGACAGUGAAAGCACGGUCGAGGAGCCACCUCAGCCCCCAGCGAUCAACUCCAUCAAAACCGAGCCUGAUGCUCCAGCAGUGACCCAUGUUGACUGGCAGUUGGGGAACUGGAUCCGGUCCAGCCAGCAGAACUCCGGCACUGAGAGUCAAAGUGGUGUACAUGCUUCUGAGAGCCCCGCUCACAAACAGCCACCACCCACUCAAAGCUCCAAGCACUCACUCAGUGUAGAGGUGGUCAGCCCCACCAAGGAGUCUAAACCUCAGCUGUCUUCUUACCGGAAGAAGUUCCCCGAUAGGUUUACGAAGCCCCAGCAGCACAGUGAGAACCCUCAGGACAACUAUAACCAUCAAAGUAGCCACGAAUCCCCCUCUGCUGAUUUGAACAGCUGUAGCAGUUCCAAGAAACUUUCAUGCAACACGUACUCCUCAAAACCAACAAAGGCAGGUUGCCCAGAUCGCACUGAAGCAGCUGUCAGCGUGAAGUGUGAGGAGGUUGUGGCCACCCGAGACAAAGACCCCUGUUUCACAGAUAGACCCAAGGUGAAGACGAAAGCAGGACAUAGCAAGAAAAGCAAGGACAGCAGUGACACUAAAAGAGACAGUAAGAGGACUUCUAAACACAUGUCACUUGACAAGCAGAAGGCUGUAUCAGAGCCUCAAGUCACAGUGGUCCUGUGUGGUCACUGUCCUUCAUGUGGUGUACGAUAUCCUGACCCCUGUUCCUGCCCCACUCAAAGUCUUUCUCAGCCUGACCAGCUGUCCCCCUCCCCUUUGCUCAGAAUCAGUUGUACCAAACAAACAUCAGAGACCAUCGGCCAGAAGGGCACCAAGAUUCCUCACAAAACAACCCACAAGCACUCAGAGAAGACUGGGCAGAAAGCCAAGAGCUCUCUGGACCACCACAGUCCUCCUAGAUCGCUGCUGGUGAGGAUUGAUCUAAGUUUGCUCUCAAGAGUCCCCCGCACCUCCGGCAACCACCAGAAGAUACCCAACAAUGCAAAGAGACCAGCACUGGUUAUAGAGCAAAAUGGAGGGGGCAGUGAUGCUUCUGCAGCACACAAACUCACCAAAACCAGCAAAAAGAGUGUAUCUCAAAAUGCUGAGAUAGACAAUGCAACUCUUCCCAGGAAGAAACAGAGGCUGGAAAACAAGAAUACCUCAUCAGCUCAUGUGUCGGUCAAAAUGGAACAUUCUGGCAAUUCAACAAAGGAUCGGGAGCCAAAGAAGACCAAGAAAAAUCCUGUUCCUUUGCAGAAGCCUCAGACACCCAAAGAUGCUGCUAAAGGCCCAAAGUUGCACAAACGCAGUUCAGGGGAGACGCAAGAGCUCAGUAAGGAGGCUGUAAAGAGAAAAGAGUCAAGCAAGCACAAGAGUAGCAGUGGAAAGCACACAGAGCACCCACACUCUGAAAAGAAGCCCCGCAAGAGCAGCCUUGCCAUCACAUCAUCUUCACAGCCUGCCAGGGAAGCUUUGAGCAACAGGCCCCUGCUCAGAUUGGAAGACAGGCAGUAUCCAGUGAAGCACUACAUAAAGGAGGCCAAAAAGCUGAAGCACAAAGCAGACGCAGAGUCAGAUAAGCUCAGCAAAGCGUUCAACUACCUGGAUGCUGUCAUCUUCUUUGUUGAAAGUGGCAUUGCGAUGGAAAAAGAUCCACAAAUUUCAAUGUCGUCCUACACUAUGUUUGCAGAAACAGUGGACCUGCUCGGGUUCGUACUGAAACUUAAAAACUCAGUGGACGCCUCUGCUACACCCUCAGAAAAGGACUUUUUAGUUUUAUGCUUGAAGUGCCAGUCUCUCCUGCAGAUGGCCAUGUUUUGCCAAAAACACAAAACUGCAGUCAAGUAUUCAAAGACCCUCACCUAUCACUUCAGCAACUCAACACAUGAGCCCCCUGCAGUUACAUCAAGAGUCACAGUCACACCCUCCUACACGCCCAACAUGCCUUCUCCAGCCAACUCAUGCAGCAGCUUAGGUCCAAGCUCCAGCCACAGGGGCAGCGGGUUGGUUGCGGACCCUGUCAGCAGCACCGUGGCAGUUCCCCAGUCCAUUGGACAAAUGGCAGUCACCUACGUCAACAUCACUACGUUAUUCUUGAGCGCUUACGACAUCUGGGAACGGGCGGAGGAGCUGGCGCAAAAAGGCAGCGGUAUGCUGACAGAGCUGGACACAGUUAUGGGUCCUUUAAGCCUCACAUCAAGUAUGACCUCUGUGGUCCGUUACAUGAGACAAGGCGUCCACUGGCUAAGGCUGGAAAGCCGAAAGGUAGAGUGACCCAGCAACCUGCCCCCAUCACUGAACACCUGCAAAACCCUUCAAGCUGCCUGUCACUACCUUUACUGCACCUCACUGUGUUUAACUCUGAUACCGACCUGGACCUGGACCUGGACCUGGACCUCUGCGCCAGUUUUCUUCACUUCACAUGGACAUGAACUCAUCUCAUUGUGAAAAGGUAGACAAAGAUCUCCUCUCAUGUGAUGUGUGUUCUAAAGGAUACCACACUGAUCAUUGCACUUUUUAUUUUGGUUUCUCUUUCUUUUUCUCUGGUAACUUUCUGAGCUGGGUCACAUCUGUUGUAAUAAAUGUAUUUCCUCGUCACCUUACUGUUCCUCUGUCAGCUGAUGUCAUGGAAUCAAUAGUGAAACAGGGCUCUUUAUUCAGGAGUGACCUUACUAAUUUGGGAGAGGAUGCACAUGAAAUAUAACCAAAACUACCAUUUGGUGGCUUUAUAAUUCUCCCCAGCCUCAUCAUGUGGUUGUGGUGCAAGUCCAGA
Messenger RNA from Epinephelus lanceolatus (giant grouper), 4220 nucleotides. It is a transcript of the gene aff1, whose product is annotated as AF4/FMR2 family, member 1. Gene Ontology annotation, biological process: regulation of gene expression. NCBI's taxonomy places the organism in Eukaryota, Metazoa, Chordata, Actinopteri, Perciformes, Serranidae. Gene Ontology annotation, cellular component: nucleus; super elongation complex. The record is from RefSeq and is a predicted model, not a curated record.